Messenger RNA from Thamnophis sirtalis, 375 nucleotides. NCBI's taxonomy places the organism in Eukaryota, Metazoa, Chordata, Lepidosauria, Squamata, Natricidae. The record is from RefSeq and is a predicted model, not a curated record.
ACGGGGCCGGGGUCUCCGCCGCCGGCGAGUGGGGCGCAGCUGCCAACCCGAGGAUGGCCGCGCCGCCGGGCUACCCGCUCUCGGACCCGGGCUCCAACAGCGAGCGCAGCGCCGACUCGCCCCUGCCCAGCGACGGAGGAGGAGGAGGAGGCAGCGGCGGCUGCUCGGCCGGGCCCUCCCGCGCCGGCCCGGAGAGCCCUGAAUGGGGCGAGGAGCGGUUCCGCGUGGACCGAAAGAAGCUGGAGGCCAUGCUGCAAGCUGCUGCUGAAGGAAAGGGGAAAAGUGGAGAAGACUUUUUCCAGAAGAUGAUGGAGGAAACUAACACCCAGAUUGCUUGGCCCUCUAAACUGAAGAUUGGUGCGAAAUCCAAGAAAG